Messenger RNA from Drosophila willistoni, 1584 nucleotides. It is a transcript of the gene Nle, whose product is annotated as protein Notchless. The record is from RefSeq and is a predicted model, not a curated record. NCBI's taxonomy places the organism in Eukaryota, Metazoa, Arthropoda, Insecta, Diptera, Drosophilidae. The transcript has 4 exons. Gene Ontology annotation, biological process: ribosomal large subunit assembly; Notch signaling pathway. Bases 49 to 1530 code for a protein of 493 amino acids. Gene Ontology annotation, cellular component: nucleolus. Gene Ontology annotation, molecular function: protein binding.
GCCACACGUGUUUGUGUUUACAUUUCGGAAUUUCAAAAACUGUGCGAAAUGUUGGCCAAAAAACGGAAAUUCGGUGCAUCCUCAGAGGAGGAGAAAGAUGAAACACAGAAUGCACCUCAUACCAUUCAGGCACGCCUGAUUUCAGACACAGGAGAGGAGGCUGGCCCACCCAUUGAGCUGCCGGCAGGCGUGACUGCCCAACAAUUGGGAUUGAUUUGCAAUGCUUUGCUGAAAAACGAAGAGAGCACUCCCUACUUGUUUUUUGUGGGCGAUGAUGAGAUAAAAAAAUCCUUGGAGCAAACUCUGGACUUGACCCAAGUGGACACAGAAAAUGUACUGGAUAUUGUCUAUCAACCGCAAGCUGUAUUCAAAGUGCGUCCCGUGACCAGAUGCACAAGUUCCAUGCCCGGGCAUGCAGAGGCCAUUGUCUCCCUUUCAUUUAGCCCAAAUGGUAAGCACUUGGCCAGUGGAAGUGGCGACACAACCGUUCGCCUUUGGGACUUAACCACCGAGACCCCACAUUACACAUGCUCCGGCCAUAAACAGUGGGUGCUUUGCGUCUCCUGGUCUCCAGAUGGUGAGCUACUUGCCAGUGCCUGCAAAGCAGGGCAGAUAAUAAUAUGGGAUCCAGAGACAGGACAGCAAAAAGGUCGUCCCUUGACUGGGCACAAGAAGCAUAUAAAUUGCCUCAGCUGGGAGCCGUAUCAUCAAAAUGUGGAAUGCAGAAAAUUGGCCUCCGCGAGUAGUGACGGUGAUUGUCGGGUUUGGGAUGUGAAAUUGGGUCAAUGUCUGCUAAAUAUUGCUGGACAUACGAACGCUGUUACUGCUGUGCGAUGGGGUGGAGCAGGUCUCAUAUAUACCUCAUCAAAGGAUCGAUCGAUCAAGAUGUGGAGAGCUGCUGAUGGAAUCUUAUGUCGCACUUUUACCGGACAUGCCCAUUGGGUGAACAAUUUGGCCUUAAGUACGGACUAUGUGUUGCGCACAGGACCCUUUGAACCCGUCAAGAAAUUCAACAAGGACAACUACAACAAUCUAGACACCGAACAGCGACAAGCACUGGCCUUGAAACGGUUCCAAGCCGUUUGUCCCGAUGAUGUGGAAUCUUUUGUCUCCUGUUCGGACGAUAAUACCCUAUAUUUGUGGCGCAAUAAUCAAAACAAAUGUGUGACAAGGCUCACGGGCCAUCAGAAUGUGGUAAACGAUGUGAAAUAUUCGCCAGAUGUCAAGCUUAUUGCCUCCGCCUCGUUUGACAAAUCCGUGCGACUUUGGCGUGCCCAUGACGGUCAGUUUCUGGCCACAUUCCGUGGUCACGUUCAAGCUGUCUAUACCUUGGCCUGGUCCGCCGAUUCCCGUUUAAUUGUCUCAGGCAGUAAGGACUCCACCUUAAAGGUUUGGAGCGUGCAAACGAAAAAAUUGGCUCAAGAGCUGCCUGGACAUGCUGACGAGGUGUUCGGCGUUGAUUGGGCUCCCGAUGGCUCGCGUGUUGCCUCUGGAGGCAAGGACAAAGUGAUCAAGUUGUGGGCCUAUUAAAUAGAAAUUUCUUUGUACAUUCAAUAACAACCAACAAUUUGUUUUUAACUAAAA